AGAAAUAGGCAACCAAUGAAAAAAUCGAGUGUUCCUAAAGUCACGGUUCUUUUUAAUCUCUCAUGAAAACUAACCUCAGUGUCACUGUAAACUGUGAAGAGAUUAAAGUCUCUGUAAAGUGAUCGUUGAACGACAAAUUAUUUUACAAGACUUAAAAAAAAAUGCCAGAAUUAACUGAAUUGGACAAGGCUGCGACGUCUGAGCCUACCAAAGUGGAGGCUGCAGCAGCUGGAUCAGGAAGUGAUUCAGAUUCAGAUGACACUAUUCCUGAAUUGGAAGACGCCGCGACAGAAGAUGCUGUCGGCUUUCCAAGACCCACUGUCACUGGACUUCCCAUUGACAUUGUGUCGAAGGCGAAACAAAGCCGAGGCGAGAAAAAGGCCCGAAAACUCAUGAGUAAAUUGGGAUUGAAACCAGUGCAAGGCGUUAACAGAGUGACAAUUCGCAAGUCCAAAAAUAUUCUCUUCGUUAUCAACAAACCAGACGUCCUUAAAAACCCAGCUUCGGACACUUAUAUCGUUUUCGGCGAAGCCAAAAUUGAAGAUCUUAGCCAGCAAGCCCAGGUGGCGGCAGCUGAGAAGUUCAAGGAACCGCCAGUUAUCACAGCAACUGAAGCAGGUGGCAGUACGACGGUUGUGGCACCAAUUCAAGAAGAGUCAGAGGAAGAGGUUGAUGAAGCGGGCGUCGAAGAAAAGGAUAUUGACCUAGUAAUGAGUCAAGCGAAUGUCUCGCGAGGGAAAGCGAUCAGAGCUCUCAAGAAUAACCAAAAUGAUAUUGUCAACGCCAUAAUGGAGCUGACGAUGUGAUGAAACAAUUUUGAAGCAUAAUAGGCUACGGUACAUUAUAAUUCACAAUGAGGCCAUUCUUUUAUUUGUGUAUCAACUAAUCACUUUCUCUCUCUCUCUCUCUCUUUCUUUCUUUCUCGCGCUCUUUCCCUUUCCCCCUUGUUUCAAUCCCCUUAUCCAUUAUUAACUUCCUUGACGAAGUAAAUUCAACAUUCAACAAUUUUUGGUCUCGAAUGAAGAAGAAAAAUUCAUGUAUAUACACAAAUUCAGUAAAAAAAAAUAAACUUUUAAUUUGUCUUCAAAUCGUGCAAAAAAUGAGGCAUUUUUUUUGUAGCAAGUAAAAUAAUGAAACUUGUAAAAAAAAUGACUGUUCUUUGAUUUUUAAUAUUUGGAAAAUAUUUCGAAUUCAUGAAUUUAGGAAAUAUUGUAUAACCUACAGUGGAUAAUGUGAGAUUUUACGUUUUCGAAAUUUAUGACUAGUUCGGAGUUUGUAAUACAGAUGACAGCAAGGUUCUGUUUUCAAGCAGUCAAAAUUAAUUUAUGCAAUAAAAAUUAUUAAUUUCUGAAAAA
Leptopilina heterotoma is the source of this 1355-nucleotide messenger RNA. RefSeq names its product nascent polypeptide-associated complex subunit alpha (gene Nacalpha). Gene Ontology annotation, biological process: protein targeting to membrane. The record is from RefSeq and is a predicted model, not a curated record. Bases 162 to 806 code for a protein of 214 amino acids. The transcript is spliced from 6 exons. Lineage: Eukaryota; Metazoa; Arthropoda; Insecta; Hymenoptera; Figitidae. Gene Ontology annotation, cellular component: nascent polypeptide-associated complex; cytoplasm.